AUGGCACCUGUGAGCACCAUACCUGGCUUUUACCCCCAACUUCGCGGCGCACCGCCAAGCCCUAGCACUGCGCUCCAGCUCUUCGCAGGAACCUUUUGUAUUUUUGUUGUGACCGUUUUGUUCUGGAAAGCUGGAAAGUUCCUCCGUCGGUUUACCAAGGAUAAAGUCAUUGGUGAAGGAAACAGCCCUACAUCUCGUUAUGCAAAGACCUGGUAUGGGUGGGUGCCACGGCAAGAGACAAAAAGCAAUCAUAAGAAGUCUAUUACACAGGGCUGGCUUGCGAGGAUCCAAAAAUGGACCACGUGGGAUUCCGCGAAGAAUCAAUAUAGUGCGGUCUGGUGGACUUCUAGUGAAAAGGUGGAGGCAUGCAAACAACCCUCAAGGAACCGGCAACGUUUACAAUUGCCUCUCUUAAACCCCAACGCUUCGAUGGUUGACUCUAUUCACAGUCCUUACGGAUAUGCUCCUGGUAUAGGCCGAGGUGCCGGAUCAUACUCCUCACCUAAGAUGACCGGAGUACUUGACGCUGAUGAUAUGGUGAAUGUCCGUACUGGGAAACUUCGCCCGCCGAAAAGGAGAUACCGCAGGAACUUCUCCGCAAGGGAGUUAUUCAAGAGUGAACUUCAAUCAAUAUCUUCCGCAAGCCAGGAGAAAAAGUCUACUAUGAUUCUCAACUACUGCACGGUCAAGGGGCAGAACCCACCGGCGCACUCACUCACUCGUAGAAGGUUUCUAUCUCUGAAUCAGUCUGCCUGUCUCAUCAGAGGAAACGACCUCAUCUUCUGCUUUUCAAAAGGUGUAUCUUCAAUAAAACGGAACUUUUCUCUCCCCUGUCUGUCUGAUUUGAGGAUCACCUUCCGGAAUGUGCAGAAAGGCUCGGAUACAUCGUGGCACACUCUAAGCCUGACAGACCAUUUCAGGCAGUCAAGGACACUGCAGGCACUACGAUACUCGAGAAAAUACCAAAUCUGGUCUGCGCGGAUGGCGUUGAAUAACCCACAGCGUGGGAGAUAUAACACGCAUCAACUUCUAGUUCCCCCAGGGAGUCCCCCAUCGGAACUGUUAACCAGCUUCUCCUCUCAUCAAUCUACCCUCGCUAGGAUGAUAAAUGGAGGCAGGAAUACAACCGUGUGUAGCUCGCUUUCUGGAUUCGGUAGCCUUAGCAUUUCCAGCCUUAAGGGACGUCGUGUGAGAAGAGCUAGUCUUAUAGGUUACCAAGCGAGAGAUACCAUCACUGAGGAAUGGCAACAGACAGCAACACUCGGGGUGCAGGACCAGUGGCAAAUCGAAACAACCCAUUCAGUCGCUAUGCAUCAAUACCAUGUUCAGUUUAAAAAGCGCCAAUGCCCGUCUUCCCGAGCACAAGAGCCAAUACAACCACGAGAUGGGCAUAGGCACAGAUCAUCCCAGGAACAAAAGAACAUCAACAAACUUAGAAAACGACCCACGCAAAUAAUUGUUCCACUAAAGAAUUUGAGUAAAUGGGAGAUCUUACUGAUAGACGGCCUGGAUCGGAGGCUCAGAUGGCUCUCUCAGCAGCUUAUCCCCGGUCGAAGGCCGUUUCAUUUCCCCCUACUUCCCAGCCAUUGGUUAAAUAUUCGGACCUGGAUCAUUUACGACCCGGCCUCACGUGCUCCUAUCGAUGCCAAGCGGCGGUUAGGGGAUCCUAGAUUCAACAAGCCCUACCCAGCGCCUAAACCAGGGCCUAGGCGCAAGUACCCCGAAGCCGCCCACAAGCUCGCUUGCAAUUCCCGGAUCGACUCAUGGAGAACUGCUGUGAACCGGAACAGAAAAGCAUCUGGAGUGGGAGACUUUGUCAAACCCACUGAACUAUACGAUGGCUCAGCCGAGGACCCACAAGAUGGAAAGAUCGACCCAGCAUGUUGGAUACUUCGAAAGCCACCACAAGGAUCCGUCCCGUCUGCCAGGCAAAAUGAGGCGUACUAUGAGGGGGGCGCUGGCUGGCAAGAGAGGCUAGGCGAUUGGCAAAAUGUCCGGCGUGGUUAUCGAAUCCGCAAGGCAAUUUAUGAAGGCCAAGCCAACAGAACUCGAGCCAAGGAAGUCGCAAUUGGAGUUACGCGAUACUACCGAAUGGCAAGGUAUCGGCGGCAGAACCUGAAAAGCUGA
Molecule: messenger RNA, 2127 nt
Organism: Aspergillus alliaceus
Lineage: Eukaryota; Fungi; Ascomycota; Eurotiomycetes; Eurotiales; Aspergillaceae
Exons: 1
Coding region: 1-2127 (708 amino acids)
Source: RefSeq, a predicted model, not a curated record